AGUUAUAAAAAAAAAUUAGAAAUUCGUUUACUGGAGAGUUCAAAAACAAAAAGUUGACAUUUCGUUUUGAAGCCAUCACGUGUACAAUGACCAAAAGCUCUGUGCAAUAUGCUUAGAAUAAAAGUUCCCGUGCUUCUCCUGGUUUAUAUAUCAUGUUUCUACUACAUAGCGGAAGGCGCCAACUCACGUCCGGUCUGCUCCAAAGGAUACUACACUGCCAAUCUUGUGGAAAACGACCCGAAGUCCAAAAGUGUGAUCAAAGUCAGCUGCACUGACCCAGACAAUGACAAGCUGACCUUCUCCUUCGACGGCGUGGGGGGAAACAUUGAUAGCACCUUCACGCUGAACAGCAGCACGGGAGAGCUGAAGCUUAACAAGGUUGCCGACGCUGAACAGAUCGCCAUUCAGCAAAAGACCCUUGUAUACCCCUUUACGCUGAGAGUUCUGGUCGAUGAUGGAGUCACCACGCCAGUGGUGCUUACAUACUUCAUCACUAUCACGGACAUCAAUGACGUCAGACCGACCAUUACCGGACUACCCUCGACUAUUUUCGUACCGGAAGACAGCAAGGUCGGAACGAAGUUAGCCACUUGCAAUCUAACGGAUGGGGACUUUCCAGGUGCUGGGAAUGACGUAGCUUUCGUCAAAAUUAAAAGUGGAGAUCCUCUCGGAAUGUUCUCUAUAGACUACAUCUCUUGUGAUCUGAUGUUAGUCCGAAACUUGGACUUUGAAAACACCACCAAGUACGUCCUAGUCCUCAUGGCCUAUGACAUUGGACAGAACAACCCCAAGUCUAUGUCAUCGUCUGUCACACUGACAGUGUCAGUGACUGAUGUCAAUGACAAUCAACCAGCGUGUACUUCCUACAACCUGAUGCGUGACGUAGUAGAGACGGCCAGCGUCGGGUCUGUCUUAGUGCAGUUGAACUGUACGGACAAAGAGUCGAAAGCUUCACUCAGUUACACAAUUCUUAGCAGAGUCCCUAGCACUGACGUCAGGUUACAGGUGAACAGCGCCACAGGGGCCAUCACUCUAAACGGCUCUCUAGACUACGAGAAAAACGACCGGAAACUGGAAGUGAAAAUCCAGGUAGCAGACACUGGCUUCAAGACCGUGAUGAGCACUAUAGUGACCGUGGUCUUUCGAGUGACCGACGCUGAUGACAACCCACCUGUGUUGAUCUCCUUAUAUCUCGGGUAUAUAUCAGAAGAUGCCAACAUUGGUGCCUAUGUCAUGACGGUGAAUGCCACAGAUGUGGACUCACCAAACACCGCCCUCUCCAGGAUCACAUUCGGAUUUGAGCAGAGCUGUUCCCAGCCCAACUGGUUCAAGAUCGACUCUUACACAGGGUCCAUUCUAGUCAACACACUCCUGGAUUGGGAGACGGCGCCUAAUGUCACGUGCAAGGUGUACGCUUACUCAUCCAAUCAGAUAGCCAGCAGACGAAUCAGUGACGUCAGGAUUGUACUUACUGACGUCAACGACAGGGCUCCAGACUUUACGCAGUAUUUUUUUGAAGGGUCUGUGCUAGAAAACUCAGCACUUAGUGUUUCUGUUGGCAAAGUCAGUGCACAUGAUGCGGACAGCGGCAUGAAUGGACAAUUUAACUUCUCCUUGCCAUUUACCGAACACUUUCUGAUCGAUCCAAACACGGGAGUAUUAACCCUCAAUGGCGAUGUGGAUUACGAAAACGAGACUUCUUACUUGGUUCUAGUCGAGGCCAAAGAUUUAGGCCUACCCACCUUCUCGUCACGCACCUACGUCAACAUCAGAGUACUUCCGGUCAACGAGUACCCUCCUGUCUUCACCCAAAUCGUUGGAACACAAACUAUCUCAGAGGCAAGUGAGCCAGGUUCUUUUGUAACCAGUAUUGAGGCUACUGACGAUGACCAUGGGCUCGAUGGUCAGAUUGUGUAUUCACUUCUGGACAACAACGUACCUUUUAUUCUUGAACCGGUCACUGGUCGUCUUGUCGUGGGUCUUGGACUAGACGCAGAGAAUAUUACGCAGUACAAUCUCACGGUCAUCGCUUCUGACCAGUCAGAGACUGAGGUCAAAUCGGUCACUAUGUCCCUGUUGGUUAAUGUUUUGGAUGUAAAUGACAACCCACCAACCUGUGACUUUGUUCAUCCCAUCAGUUUAAAAUCACCCCUCGUAAACACGCCGUUCGCAAAACUAAACUGCCCAGAUGCAGAUAUCACUUUGACUGUACUCAGAUAUGAGAUAAUGGACUGUAAGCCUUUUAACAUUUUCAGCAUUGACCCAAACACUGGCGAGAUAAGCGUGGUCAGCGUGGACGGUAACCCCCAGGGCGUGUAUCAACUGAUUGUCAAGGUUUCUGACAACGGCGUGCCCCAGUUGUAUACAACUUUCUCACUGGAGGUACUAUUGGAGGUCAAUUUGCAGUUCAAGGACUUCCCAUUACUUCCGGUUCACCUGAACGAAAAUGAAGAUGCCAAUAAAGUUGUUGCUAAUGUGACAGCCACUGGGGCAUAUGAUCCAGUAACGUAUAACAUUGUUGGUGGAAAUGACAACGAACAGUUCAGCAUGGGUCACUACUCUGGUACACUGCGGCUGGUCAAGGGCUUGGACAGAGAAUCUAUAGACAGAUUUAAUCUGAUCAUCCAGGCCUCAACGCUUAGUGGACAGGUCAUUACAAAGACGCUGGACAUCAUAGUGGACGAUGACAAUGAUGAGAUGCCCACUUUUCCCAAUUCUCGUUAUGAGCGGAAGGUCUUGGAGAGUGUAACACCGCCUCAGAGCCUUGGUUUGAUCACAGCGGUCGACAAGGACACGGGCAAUAACUCAUUACUUACUUACAGCAUAUGUUCCGGAAACGAUGAGGGAGUGUUUGAUAUAGAUGCGGCUUCCGGAGAACUCUGGGUAAGAAAGAACUUAGACAGUGAGGCAACACAGGCUUAUAAUCUGGAAUUGUGUGUCAAGGACGGUGGGAGUCCAUCUUUAAACAGCUCCACCGUUGUCUUCGUGAGUGUUGAAAACAUAAACGAGUUUAAACCGGUUAUAACACCAUCAGUUGACAUCAUAAAUCUCACACUUUCCGAAGAUUCUGUUAUUGGAUUACAAGUUCUCGUCAUCAGCGGGUCGGAUCCAGACCGCGGUUCAGAAGUACGGUACUCCAUCUUUGGCUUGAGUUCACCUGAAUACUUCUCUAUAGGUGAACUCACGGGGGAGGUGUACUUGACCUACCCUUUGGACAGAGAAACCUUAUCAAACUUUACAUUCGGGGUUCGUGUCAUCGACACCGUUGGUCAGUCUGCCACUACAACUGUCAGUGUCACCGUGACUGAUGUCAAUGACAAUGACCCAGUGUUCGAUAAGUCUAGCUAUGUGUUUACGACAGCUCAUGAAACCAAGGCUAAUACUUAUAUAGAUUCAUUUACAGUAACUGACCAAGACAAUGGACUCAACGGCUCGGUUACGCUGUCUAUAUCAUCUGGUAACACAGGAGACACGUUUAAAAUCAUAGGUUCAAAUUUACUAUCAAACGCGGUGCUUGAUGCUAACGACCAGAACCAAUAUGAUCUAAUAGUGACUGCUACUGACCGUGGAAAUCCUCCUAGGAGUUCGUCUGCUUAUGUAACUGUUCUCGUUGGUCCAGAAUUCAAAAAACCUUCUUUCCAGAUUGACAGUUCAAACCCUAUCACUUUGAUCGAAACAUUAGCAGUAGGAAGUUUGGUCAAAGACCUGGAUGCAACAGUUUUGGGGGCAAAAGAGGGAUCAGGUGGCGACCUCCUCUAUUCUAUCACAAGCGGAGAUCCUCAUCAACAUUUCUCUAUCGAGCCUUUCGAAGGUGCUCUAACGCUUGUUUCUCCGUUAGACUAUUCUGCUACAUCAUUCUUCUCCCUGCAAGUGAUCGCCCAGAAUAAAUACAAGUUUUCGUUAAAUGACACCGUCUUGGUCAACGUGACGCUCAUCCAGGUGAAUGUCCGCACUCCGCAGUUCACGUCUGAUGUCUACAACUGGACAGUCAAUGAAACCGCUGGUGUUGGCUCCUCUGUUGGUAAGGUCAGCGCCGUGGACCAAGAUGCCGGACAGUUUGGGAAAGUGAGCUACUCUUUAAAGUCCGGGGCUCCAUUCCAGAUCAACUCGAGCACGGGGUUGAUCACGUUGUCUGGUACUCUGGAGUACUCUCAAGCUAAGAGCUACAGUUUCUACGUCACCGCCAUCGACAACGCAGGAGCUACAAGCAAGACGUCAUCCGCUGUCGUCAUCAUAUACGUCAUUGACUUCAACAAUCACGCCCCAACUUUUCCCAGCAACUUUUACAGCGUGACACUACCGGAAUCUUUCCCUUUGCAUCAAGAGUUUCUCAUCACCUCAGCAUUCGACCUCGACUCUGGUUCUUUCGGAUCUAUUCUUUACAGCAUCGCAUCCAGCAAUGCAGGAAGCAUGCUGACAGUAGACUCACAUACUGGAGCAUUGUCUCUUCAGCAGCACUUAGACUACGAAUCUUUACAGACGAUACACUUGACAAUCAUGGCGGCUGACGGAGGCAGCCCACGGCUAAGCAGUACUGCAUCUGUCAUCAUCAAUGUGGAAGACGUCAACGACGAGGUUCCUAAGUUCCCCAGUGAGACGGUGGAGCUCAACAUUCCGCAAUCCACCCCGGCACUUGCAUUAAUCUACUCGGCGUCAGCCUCGGAUAAAGAUAAAGGAAAUAACGGCGAGGUGAUAUACACCAUCGCGAGCGGCAACGAUGCCGGGCUCUUCACCAUCGACACCUUAAAAGGAGAUCUAAAAACCUCGAGAUCUUUGAUGUCCGGCAGUGGAUUUUACACUUUGGCGGUGGCGGCCGUAGAUCAGGGUCGUCCUUCACUCACUGGCACCGUGAUGGUCAGCGUGGCCGUCAGCCCCAUAGCCAACCUGCCCGCUGAUGCCUCCGUCAAAGAGAAUGAGCCAUCUGGCACACUUGUUAGUGGCCUCCCGCACUCCUCUUCUGUCAUUGGAUACAGCAUCACGGGAGGUAAUUACGGAAAUAGUUUUUCAGUCAAUAAUGCAACGAGAUCUUUACUGACCACCAAGCCACUGGACAGAGAAGACUACGCUUUAUAUCAGCUGACCAUCACUAUGUGGAACAAUACUGGUAAAGCUGGCGAAAUAUCAUUGAAUGUCAAGGUUCUAGACAAAAACGACAACAAACCCAAGUUCAAGGACCCCGAGCUGACCAUACGUAUCGUUGAGAACAUGUUAACAGGGGUCAGUAUUGGUCAGGUGACUGCUGAGGACGCUGACGAGCCGGGCAGCAACAGCCACAUCACUUACACGAUGUCGUCCUUCCAAGGCAAUAGGUACAUCGCCCUGGACAGCUCCACUGGGCAACUCAGCCUGAAAGAGUCUAUCAGCUAUGAGACGGUGUCGUCUUUGACCUUUGAGGUCAUCGCUAAAGACGGUGGAUCCCCUCAGCUGUCGUCGACGGCCACUGUUAAUUUAGUGGUGUAUGAUAUCCUCGAGACUGUUAUUGAACGAGGUUUCAAUACUACGUACUUCAUCUCUCACGAGUUCCCUCACGACGCUGCAAAGGGUGAAGUUGCAUGUACGCUGAUACCAGAAGACUUUGGUUUGGAUCCUACUGUUACUAGGACAAAUGAAGUCACAUCUGUGGGAAACAAUGUUUUUGAAGUGUCCAGUUCCGGUGACGUCACGGUCAGUAUGGCUGAAAAGAUUUUUGAAAACGGGCGUUACUUUCAGUGGAUGGUGCUGACCACCAGUGAGACAAGUGGCACCAAGUCCAUGGUGGGACUAGUACGACUGGACACUUUCAACAAGAACAAACACCUGGUGGCUGUAAUAGUCUCACUGGACGAGGUGGACCUAAGGUCCAAAGUAGAAUUGCUCAGACAUGAUUUACAAGCUAAAUUUCCGGCUCCAAAUAAAGUCAAAGUCUGGCAAGUUCAAGCUACAAGCAGAAGUUCUAGGCGAAAACUUCUGGCCACUGAAUCUGCUGCAUUCACUGUUGUUCUGGCAGAUGGCGCUUCUGACAGUAUUAAUAAUGUAGAUCAAAGCAAAACAUUUCUGACCCAAGCUGAAAUACUUGCAAAUCUACAACAGUCUCCUGAUGGCACACCGGUCAGUGGGCUGUCCAGCAAUGUUCCAGUGACUAAAGUUGUUCCUUAUGAAGACGCUUCGACCAACAGCAGUGGCCUGGACACCUCCACGAUUAUACUCAUUGUGUUCGCAAUCCUAGCUGCCCUCAUCGUUAUAGGUGUAGUGGUCAUUCUAGCUUACUACUGCUGUUACAGACGACGGAAAAUAAGGGACGACACAUUGGGUCUAGUAAAACAUGGGGAGACAAGUCACAAGAUACUGGAUUCUCCAGAACAUGAGAAAAUAAUCUACGAUAACUUCCCUCGAGAUACAGGAACAGAAGAUGACUCGACAGACGAUGAAACCUCAAGUAUUUUAUUGUCUACACCUGAACCACAACCAGAUACAGAAGUAACUCCAACCAGAGGACCUAAUGGUCAACCGAUUUCAGUAAAUCACGAUGCUGAUGGUACCAAGGCCGGACUAUUUCGCCCCACGUCAGUUUUAAGCAUCGAUACUUGCAUUUCUAUCAAGUACACGCCCAAGGGUGGAUUGGAAUCCAGACGACAAUGCACGUCUGCGUAUUUUGCAGGAAGUGACAUCAAGGAAGAAGAUCAUGACAGGAUCGACCAUCUUGGCAACAUCAUAGAUAGUUUUGAAAACGCCCUGCGUCGACUGAAGAGCCCACAUUCUGAUAGGCUGCACGAAACUCUUUGUGCUGAUGAUGAGAAUGACGUAGAGCUCACUAGACGCUUCUGUUUAUACGCAGAAAUCAAUGACGACAUCCGUUGGGCAAAACGCCCAAAGAAGAAAACAAAUACUCUCAAAAAAGAUCCGAAAGCUUCGUCUUCAAAGUUAAUGAAACAUUUAUCGACUCCGUGUGACGAACUAGAGAGAUAUGACAGGAUUAAUUCUUACUGUGAGGAACUAGAGAGAAAUAACAGGACUAAUUCUUUCUCGCUGCAGGAAAAUGACAAAAAAGAUAAAUCUAAUUUCACCCUGAAACGUCCCGUCACGUUUAGUGUUCUAGAACAUCCAGUUACGAAAUUUCCUAAGAGCUCAAAAAUUGCAUUAAGUACAAUUUUUCAACCAACAUUUGAUAAGUCAACUUCCAAUGAAGUUCUCCAACAGGAAUGGCAGAAUGCUGAAGGUCCUCACUUCUGUCACCACCAUCCAACUCGUAAAAAUAGCAAAGACUUAUCAUUGAGUUUGACCAGGGCAGAGAUGCUGGAGAAUCUUCAGAGGAAACAAAUUGAUAACAAUAUUGAGUUUCUCCGUCUGCAGAACAUCAAAAAACGCCACAAUUCCUUAGAGUCAGUCCCUAACAAAACUGGAAGACAUUAUCUCCACUAUACAUCCUAUAGAAAUAUUAGCCUUGUUGAUUCUGUGCGCGAGAAACAUCAUCCCGAUGUAGCAGAAGGUAAAGACCAGGCCCAGAGUCGAGUUUUUAGUUUCAGCCAGUCAUCGUUCUACUCGUCACACGUAUUACAUGACGUCAGCAGGUCAGAGUUCAGCGCGCCAAUAUUACCUUCCGAUCCGAAGUACGUCAAAUGGCUGAAACAUCAGAGGAAGCGCUGGAGGAACACGCAGUUCGAAAACACGCCCCUGGGAAAAGCGUGGCAAUGCUACAGCAGUAAAUCUGACACUCCCUGGCCGCCCAGGUUCCCCAGGCUUCUUAUGGCGAAUAACUUCAAUCCCAGAAUUCAAGACAAGGAAAAGACCAAUCCCUUUGCGGCUUUUGCCAAGAGAAGAAAACUGCGUAAAGCUAAAUCUGAUAAAGACAUGAGUGACGUCGAUGUUUGACGUAGUGCAAGAACUGAAUUUCCUUCAUCCUGUAAACUACGAAAUUGAUCAAACAUUGGAAGUCAAUAACCUCAAGGGAAAGAAUCCCAUAUAUGCACAGUUUAUUUCAUCAACGCUAUCUUCACAUAAAGACCACAGCGAC
This is a messenger RNA of Biomphalaria glabrata, 7990 nucleotides long. Its product is annotated as protocadherin Fat 4-like. The coding region runs from base 109 to 7848 and encodes 2579 amino acids. The transcript has 22 exons. The record is from RefSeq and is a predicted model, not a curated record. Gene Ontology annotation, molecular function: calcium ion binding. Lineage: Eukaryota; Metazoa; Mollusca; Gastropoda; Planorbidae. Gene Ontology annotation, biological process: homophilic cell-cell adhesion. Gene Ontology annotation, cellular component: plasma membrane.